Messenger RNA from Cryptomeria japonica (Japanese cedar), 1161 nucleotides. RefSeq lists its product as uncharacterized. The record is from RefSeq and is a predicted model, not a curated record. NCBI's taxonomy places the organism in Eukaryota, Viridiplantae, Streptophyta, Pinopsida, Cupressales, Cupressaceae. The transcript is spliced from 8 exons. The coding region runs from base 71 to 742 and encodes 223 amino acids.
GCGCACUUUUUCACGGGUCGGAUACUGACGUGGCGCGGUUUUGCUAUCCGAAUAACAACAAAGACUAAAGAUGCCGCUCAUUUCACAGGCUUUUAUAAUUUCAAAGCCCGAGUUCAGACAAUUGCUUGUCACAGCGGUUUCACUAAACAAGAAUAACGUUAUGGCGCAAACAACAAGUGACAAAGUUGGUGCUCAGAAACGAAUUGAAGAUAGUACAAGUAAAGAGCAUGAGGGAAUUGACCAAGACAAGAAAUUAGGAACUCUUUCACGCGAUAUCGUUCCACACAUUCUCAAUUUAUAUGGUUGCUCAGCAAAAGCACAUGACUUUGAAAUUUAUGCUCCUAAUGCAACCUUUGAAGACCCCUUUAUGAGUGCUAAUGGAGUAAAGCAGAUCAAGUCAGCCUUCUAUUCCAUUCCAAAGAUUUUAAGCGAAGGAAAAAUUGUUGAAUACAGUGUGCAAGAAAAUGAAACUUCCCCCGGAUCUGGAGAGAUACUGAUUGACAACAAACAACACUACAAGGUCAUGGGGAAAACUAUUGAUUUAACAUCUUUGAUUGCACUUCAGGUUGAACAUGGCAAGAUCAUUCGACAUGAAGACCGGUGGGGUAAGGGACCUCUGAAGAAUAGGCAUACUGUAAGUGUGCCAUUGGUUGGGCGUGUGGCAGAAGGAUUCCGCAAAUGUACAGGGCUUAUAACCCAUGCGAUGAUGGGCUUUGGAAAGGAUCCAACUCCUCGACAUUGAUAUCACUCUUGAAUAUCAUGUCUUUAGUUUUUAAGAACAUGCUCUGUUAUGCCGCUGCUUCCUAUGCAAACUUUUGGCUUUAAGUUUGAUUUUUGUACCAUUGGCAUUGGUGUGUAAAAUAUAAUUCUCAAUAUAUUGUAUAUAAUAUAUAUGGUUUGAAUGCAUAUCUCUAGGGUUGGGAUGCAUGUUAGAGGAAAAAGGGUUAAGACAGGGAGGCGAAGGGAAGGGGAAGGGAGAGAGGAGGAUGCAAAGGAGGGUUCUGCGAAAUCAGAAAUAUUACUGUAUUUUGUGUCAAAACUAUUUUAAGAUAAAUGUUCCAUUAUUAGUUCCUGCCGUGCCGGCAGGAUACUAACGCAUCCAUUAGAUUGCAAUUAUUAUUUUGAGCUGCCCAAUGAGAAUAGCAUAUUUUCAACUUUUCA